AUGUCUACAACGAUUUCAUCUUUGACUUUAUCCCUCAAGUAAAAUUAUUUAAUUUUAUUUUUUGGCUUUAUUAAUUCAUUUUUUAUUUUGAAUUCAAAUGUAAAAAAAAGUAAGAAUUCAAUUUAGAAAAUCUUUUCAAAUUUAAAAAAUUUUUUAAUUUUAUUUUAACAAAAUUUAAUAUUUAUUUUUUCUUUAUUUUUUUUGUUUCUUUUUAUUUACUUUAUACCUUUCAAAAGCGCAAAUGAAAUAACUUGCAAUGGCGUAUCAUCUUUAGGUUAAGCUUUAGCAAAGUGCGCCAAUCUUACAAAUAUGGCUCUUUAUUUUAUGUAAUUAUAAUUCAUUUAUUUGUGUAUAUAAAUUAAGAACUAUUUAAUGAUAAAAACUAUCAUAAAUCAUUUAUUUAUUUUUUUAAAAAUUAAUUUUGAAAUAAAUAAAAAGUAUUUAAAUUUUUUAAUUCUUAAUCAUAAUUAUAUAUAUAAAUGA
Tetrahymena thermophila SB210 is the source of this 483-nucleotide messenger RNA. Its product is annotated as transmembrane protein, putative. The record is from RefSeq and is a predicted model, not a curated record. Lineage: Eukaryota; Ciliophora; Oligohymenophorea; Hymenostomatida; Tetrahymenidae. The transcript has a single exon.